AUGAACGAAUUUAGCUCAGGAGACAGGCCGCAAGACGACCUACAGCCCUUACUUGUCAAUGACAAACAUGGAAACACUUAUGCCUACCACCCCACACCGCCACCUCCACAGAGCUGCUUGGCGGGUGGUUGGCCUUGUGCCAACCCAGACGCCAUGGUGGUGGACGAUGACGCCGACGCCACUGCAGACGUUGGUGAAAACAUGACCUUAAACCCUCCGUGUGUCCAGGACCCCGAUCACCAGAAGCCUCCGAGUGAUUUCUCUGUAGUCCCAGGGGAGCCUGGGCACCUGCAUAGCAGCUGUCAUCCCCGAAAGGCCCCCCAGGGCCAGAGUGAGGAGCCAGCUCCGCCUUUUGCGCGGAAACCCGAGGAGGGCGAUGGGAGCGGUGCGGACUGCCCGGGCGCCUGGGAGCUGCACCAGACCUUGGACGGGAGAGCGGAUAACGCUCACUGCGCCUUUGCAGAACACCAUGCCGUGGGAAAGAGCCAGUCUUUGCACGCCCCUGGGAGCCUGCAGCCAGCUGGCAUGAGAAGUGGAAAUACGUCUCUGUCCUGUUCCCUUUGCCCGGCUUCCCAUUCUGACAAGACACACGUGAUGGAGGCGAGCCACGACAGAGGUGUCUUUCAGAGCCCCGCGGCCACAGCCUCUGAGGCCCGGGGGGCAGCGCACACGGUGUCCUCCGAGGUGCUGAUGCAGACGGACGCCUUUGCUCCAGGUGCUGGACACGCCUGUCCGUGUUCUGCAGGGAAUGUCACCAGGGAGCACACAGAUGGGCCGCCGCAAAGGCUCGUGGGAGAAGAAGAGACACACGCUUCCGAUGGCAUGGACAUCCCCGGCGGGCCUGCAGGAAAGGAGUUCUUUUGUACAUCUGAUGAUGAACUGCACAGUGAGUCGUAUUCAGCGAGCUCACGGGGGCCAGAGGACAUGGGCCAGAAUCCAGGAGAAACUGUGUCUGAUUGUCUCAUUGAUGACGAGUGCCCUUUUGACAACAGCACGGCCCCAGGGCUGCACCCCGAACCCAAUGUCACCGGGGCCGCACACACACACAUGGCCCCCCAUGACGUGGACCUGGAGAUCCAACAUCACACCGUAGAGCUGGUCCCAGGUAGCCCCCCUGGACUUGAACUGACUUGGGAUGAAAACGACAUGCUCAUCAGUGCACACGACACCAUCUGCAUGUCCACGCCGGUCCCCAAGCCCCUGAACGCGACCUUUUUUGUUUCCCCCGUCGUCGAGGCGACGGAGAAAUGUGGUCCCCUGGAGAAGAGUCUCUCUAAACCGAACCUGGGAAAGCCCACAGCCAAAGCAAACAGCCCGAUGGGCAGUAAGGUCAGAAAGAACAAGAUCAUCAGCUACCCGAGGCCCAACUUCAAGAACGUCAAAGCCAAAGUGAUGUCGAGACCUGCGUCGCAGUCCCACGACCCUGCUCUGUCCAAGGUCGUGCCCAGGCCUCCGCUGCCCAGCGCCUGCUCACCCCCCUCGACGGUCUCCUCCUCCAGACAGCUGGCCGCACUGAGCAGAGCACGGAGAGCCGACCUGAACGCGGACACGAAGGCAGAAGCCCCAAUCAGCAAGACCCAGAAGCAGCAGCUGAACAAGCUCCUCACGAGCCAGGCCGAGCAUGUUGCGACGCAUUCCAAAAACGCUUCCCACAGGGUUUCCAGAACAACGCCUGCCCCGAGAUCGAAUCGGGAGGAUGUUGACAAGGCAAGCCCUUCCCACUCGGUGUGCGAGCCUGGCUCCGUGGCCUCGUUCCUCCAGAAGUGCAGGGGCCUGUUCUCGGGGACGCUGGAGAGCCCCGAGUGCUUGGACAUGACCUACGUGCCCCACCUCCACGGGACUGGCCCCGAGGAGAAGGGAGCGCAAGAAAACGGGACCCUUCUGGAGAAACAAGACCCCAAGAAGGACGUUUUGAACGAGACCUUUGACUACGAGUCUCUGUUCUUGGGUUCUGCUUCAAAAACAGCAGCGCCCGCAGGGAGGAACGCACCCAAGCCCGACGCCUCCGGCUUGCGGAUAACACCGGGUCCUAAGGCCAAAGGGGGCCCUGCUGCUUCCUGCUUGCGGUGCACUAGCAACAGCAGGACUCUCAGUGCUGACCGGACCUUGUCUUUCCAGAGGAUCAGGCGUGUGGCCAGUUCUGGAAAAUCUACGUCUUUGAAAACUGCACCGCCGUCUUGGGUGAAUUUGCCUCGACCGCUUCCCAAGUCCAGCGGGUCCCUGAAAAGCUCCGUGCUCCGGCGGACAGGCAGCCCCUCCUCCAUCGCCAGCACCCACAGCGACCUGAACGCUUACAGCAGCCAUUUUGAAAACGGCAGACAGAAGGCUCCCAGAAGUUUAUGUAUCCAAACUCAGACGUCUCCAGAUGUGCUCUCCUCUGAGAAAACACUUGAGUUGGCUCAGUAUAAGACGAAAUCGGAGAAGCAGAGUCGAUUUAUCCUGCACCUUAAGCAGCUUGUUUCCUGCGGGAAUGCCAAGUUUGAAGCAUUAACAGUUGUGAUUCAGCACCUACUAUCUGAGCGGGAGGAAGCCCUGAAGCAGCACAACACGCUGUCGCAAGAACUCGUGAGCCUCCGGGGAGAGCUGGUCACUGCUUCAACCACUUGUGAGGAAUUAGAAAAAGCCAGGAAUGAGUUGCAAGCAGCUUAUGAAGGAUUUGUCCAGAAGCUGAACCAGCAGCACCAGACGGAUCUAACCGAGCUAGAGAAUCGGCUCAAAGAGUUCUACACCGAGGAGUGUGAGAAGCUCCAGAACAUUUACAUCGAAGAAGCAGAGAAGUACAAAACUCAGCUGCAAGAGCAGUUUGACAACUUGAGUGCUGCCCAUGAAACCUCGAAGUUGGAAAUUGAAGCUAGCCACUCUGACGAAGUAGAAUUACUAAAGAAGGCCUAUGAAAACUCCCUUUCAGAAAUCAAGAAAAGCCAUGAAUUAGAAAAGAAAUCACUCGAGGAUUUGCUUUCUGAGAAGCAGGAAUCCCUAGAGAAACAAAUCACUGAUCUGAAGAGUGAAAAUGAGGCUUUGAAUGAAAAGCUGAAAUCAGAAGAACAAAAAAGACUCUCAAGAGAGAAAGCGAAUUCAAAAAACCCGCAGAUCAUGUACCUGGAGCAGGAGCUGGAGAGCCUGAAGGCCGUGCUGGAGAUCAAGAACGAGAAGCUGCACCAGCAGGACGUGAAGCUGAUGAAGAUGGAGAAACUGGAGGACAACAACACCACGCUGGUGGACAAGCUGAAGCGCUGCCAGCAGGAGAACGAGGAGUUAAAAGCUCGGAUAGACAAGCACGUUGCAAUUUCAAGGCAACUGUCCAACGAGCAGGCCACCCUGCAGGAGUGGCUGGAGAAGGAGUCCAAAGUCAACAAGCGCCUGUCCAUGGAGAAUGAGGAGCUGCUGUGGAAGCUGCACAACGGGGACCUGUGCGGCUCCGACAGGUCCCCCACGUCCCCCGCCAUCCCCUUCCAGUCGCCGCGGAACUCCGGCUCCUUCCCCAGCCCCAGCGUGUCGCCCAGAUGA
Messenger RNA from Pipistrellus nathusii (Nathusius's pipistrelle), 3507 nucleotides. The record is from the annotation of a GenBank genome assembly. Lineage: Eukaryota; Metazoa; Chordata; Mammalia; Chiroptera; Vespertilionidae.